AUGAUUGUUCAUCGAGGUUUCGGCCGCGUCCUGGUCCUAAUUGCCCUAUUUUUCGCUGCUGAGAAGCACGAUAGCACGCAUUUGGAGCCUGUAUGGAUCGCUUUGGUGUCGUUCGCAUGUCACAUGUUCGGCGUGGGGUGGACGGGCUGUGGCAUCAAUCCUGCCAGUGCUUUUGGUCCACAUGUCACAGUCGCGUAG
Messenger RNA from Meira miltonrushii, 198 nucleotides. RefSeq lists its product as uncharacterized. The coding region runs from base 1 to 198 and encodes 65 amino acids. Gene Ontology annotation, cellular component: membrane. The record is from RefSeq and is a predicted model, not a curated record. Gene Ontology annotation, molecular function: channel activity. Lineage: Eukaryota; Fungi; Basidiomycota; Exobasidiomycetes; Exobasidiales; Brachybasidiaceae. Gene Ontology annotation, biological process: transmembrane transport. The transcript has a single exon.